AUGGCACCAUCUCCAGUGUCGGAAGAUAGAUUGACGUCGGGACACCGUCUGUCUCACCCUCCACCCGGGGAUGAGGUCCUCAUCACUGGCAUCUCGGGUUACUUCCCCGAUUCUGACUCUGUUAUGCAUCUGCAAGAAAACCUCUUCAAUAAGGUCGAUCUGAUCUCUGGAGACGCCAGACGAUGGAAGCUCGCACACCCAGAGAUUCCGCAGCGUACCGGCAAGAUCAAUAACGUCAAUAGAUUCGACGCUUCAUUCUUUGGUGUUCAUUUCAAGCAAGCCCAUACCAUGGACCCGAUGUGCAGGAUCCUUUUGGAAAAAGCGUAUGAGGCAGUCAUAGAUGCAGGUUUAAACCCAAAGGAACUUCGUGGCACCAAGACCGGUGUAUUCAUUGGAGCAUGUUUCUCAGAGUCUGAAAAGACCUGGUUCUAUGAGAAAAUGCAGGUCAACGGUUUUGGAGUGACUGGAUGUUCUCGUGCGAUGUUAGCCAACCGUAUCUCCUAUUGGCUUGGAGUCACUGGGCCAUCUUACACUGUCGACUCAGCCUGUUCUAGUUCGCUCUACGCUUUGGAACACGCCUUUAGGGCAAUAAGAGAUGGACAUUGCGAUGCUGCUAUCGUCGGUGGAUCGAAUUUGUGCUUGCAUCCUUACGUUUCCCUUCAGUUUUCGAGGUUGGGCGUGUUGUCAGCUGACGGUAGAUGUAAAAGUUUUGACAACAGUGCCAAUGGUUAUGCUCGAUCGGAAGCCAUCGUCGUGUGUCUAUUACAGAAAGCGAAAGAUUCUAGGAGAGUUUAUGCUCAAGUGUUACACGCGAAAACAAACUGUGAUGGAUACAAGGAACAGGGUAUCACAUAUCCGGCUGGAAACAUCCAGAAGCUGCUUCUUAACGAGUUCUACGAAGAAUGUUCAAUCCCUCCAAACACCCUCGAGUUCGUGGAGGCUCAUGGCACUGGUACACGAGUAGGAGACCCUGAAGAGUUGGUUGCAAUUGAAGAUGUUUUCUGCACCGGUCGUUCUGAGCCACUUAUGAUUGGAUCCAUUAAGUCAAACUUGGGUCACAGUGAGCCAGCAUCUGGUUUAUGUUCAAUUGCUAAGCUCUGUAUUGCUUAUUCCACCGGAUACAUUCCACCCAAUCUACACUUUUCGGUUCCACGUGAGGGAGUGAAAGCUCUGUCCGAAAAUCGCCUGAAAGUGAUCACCCAGAAACAUCCUUGGAAUAGAGGCAUGUCUGGUAUCAACAGUUUUGGAUUUGGAGGAGCAAAUGCGCACACUUUACUGAAGAAUGUUGCUAGAGAAAAGGUCAACAAUGGUAUACCAUCUGAUGAUUUGCCGCGUUUAGUGUGCGUGUCUGGUCGUACUGAGUCCGCAGUUGCCAAAAUACUGGAUGAUCUAGAAUCAAGGACAGUAGAUGCUGAACUUGUAAGAUUGUUGCAUGCCAUCCAUGACGAUGAUAUCACAGGCCAUGUUGUGAGAGGAUACAGUUUGUUAGAAUCAACUCCAGUGAAGAGCAAAUCUGUCAGUCGAGACAUUCAGUACUUCUCAGGUGUGAAGCGACCUGUUUGGUUUGUGUAUUCCGGAAUGGGUUCCCAAUGGGCUGGUAUGGCUACACAGCUUAUGAGAAUUCCUGUUUUCGCUGCCGCUAUUAACAAAUGCCACAAAGCUCUUGAACCUAAAGGAGUCAAUCUAAUAAAAACCAUAACCGACCCUGAUCCAUCUAUUUAUGAUAAUAUCUUGAACUCAUUCAUUGGUAUCGCGGCUGUACAAAUCGGUCUUACUGAUGUCUUGAAAGCUGUUGGAAUUGAGCCGGACUUUAUCAUUGGUCACAGUGUUGGUGAGCUGGGAUGUGCCUACGCAGACGGUUGUUUCACCGCGGAACAGAUGAUCCUCUCAGCGUAUAGUCGUGGACUUGCCUCCAUCGAAACACCGUUCAUCAAGGGAUCCAUGGCUGCUGUAGGCUUAGGUUAUGCUCAGAUAAAAUCAAUAGUUCCUCCAGAGAUCGAAGUUGCAUGCCACAAUGGUCCGGACUCGAGCACGAUAUCCGGUCCUGCGGAAAUCAUGAAGAGCUUUGUUGCUAAGCUUGUAGCUCAAGGGGUAUUCGCCAAGGAAGUCCCUUGUUCUAAUAUCGCAUACCAUUCGAAAUAUAUUGCAGAUGCAGGUCCGAAACUAUUACAAUACCUGCGAGAAGUAAUUCCUCAGCCUAAACCUCGAUCCGAGCGAUGGGUAUCAACAUCUGUACCGCAAAUGCUAUGGAAAGACCCCAGAGCAACACUAUCUUCCGCGGAAUAUCAUACUAACAAUCUCUUGAGUCCAGUUCUAUUCGAGGAGACAGCUCGUCUGAUACCUGGAAAUGCAAUUACAAUUGAAAUUGCACCCCAUGGUCUGUUGCAAGCUAUACUUCGUCGCUCUCUAAAGAAAGAUGUACUUAACAUUCCGCUUACCGAAAAGAAACACGCCGACAAUGUGCAAUACUUUUUAACGGCUUUGGGCAAACUUUACGAGGCGGGUUUGAAUCCACACCUCGCGAACAUCUACCCGCAUGUUCCAUUCCCCGUGUCUCAAGGAACACCCAUGCUGUCUCACCUAGUUGAAUGGGAACACAGUGAAGAUUGGUACGUAACAUCAUACAAAGCCCAAGAGAAAAUGAAGUCCGGUGAAAGGACAGUCAGGAUGUCUAUUGUUGAUGAGGACUCUGAAUAUAUGGCUGGGCACGUGAUCGAUGGUCGUAAUCUAUAUCCUGCGACUGGUUAUCUUGUCAUGGUUUGGGAGACACUUGGUAUGAUGAUGGGAGAGUUAUAUACUGAGGUGUCAGUUGUUUUCGAGAACGUCCGAUUCCAAAGAGCUACUAACAUUCCUAAGGACGGAAAUCUCGAGUUCAUAGUGAUGAUCCAGAAGGGCAGUGGACAAUUUGAGAUCGUAGAAAGCGGUGCCUCAAUCGUGACUGGUCGUAUCUAUCACAAAAAGAACGUAGGACAGGACUUCCGUGUUUUACCUGCAUCACCUGAAUCAUCUGGACCCAAUGUGAAACACUUGUUGACCAAGGACUUUUAUAAGGAAUUGCGUCUCAGAGGCUAUCAGUACAGUGGCCUCUUCCGAGGUAUCAUUGGCUGCAACGUCGAGGGUACUCGUGGUCGACUUUCUUGGAAGAACAACUGGGUAGCUUUCAUGGACUGUAUGCUUCAGCUUAAGCUGAUUGGCCAAGACACAAGAGGACUUUUUGUACCAACGAGAAUAGAAAGGCUGAGCAUUGAUGCAAACAUGCACUAUGAUGCGAUAUCGAAAAUGAAUCCUGAUUCCUCACGCCAGUCAUUCGAAAUUAGGGUGUAUCCCGAGGUUGAAGUGAUUAGGGCUGGUGGUGUGGAAAUACGAGGUCUUCAUGCAACACCAAUCUCAAGGAAGAAUCCUCUAGGUGUUCCAGUACUAGAAAAGAAUGUAUUUGUACCCCAUUUCGGCAAGUCCAAGAUGAAGAUUGAAGAUAUUCUACGUGCCGACAUUCAACUGAUUCUUGAAAAUAUACAAACUUACAAAGUUAAAGCCAUAGAAGUUAUUGAUGAAGAGUACAAAACGAAUAACUACGAACCAGUUAUGGAAAUCGUUGGUGAGGUACUCGGUGACUUACCACUGAUUCAAGCAGAUAUGACAGUAUUCUCUGAGGAGCCUGUAGAAAUGCCAUCUAACAUUGUGGUAGAAAACAAGAAAGCUACAGCUGAAUCAAAUACUAUUAUAUAUAUCGGAGCUAAUUUGUUAAGGCGCCCUGAAGUUCUUAAACCGGCACUUGGUACACUCCGCGAUAAAGGUUUUCUGAUUAGUCGUGAAAAAGAUCUUAUCAAUCCAAAAGAUUUUUCUGAUAAAUUUGAUAUAAUAAGUAUACAAGAUACUGGAGUCGAAUAUUUGGUUCUAUUCCGAAAACGAAUUGGUGCCAAACCCGCAAAGUUUGUUAAAAUUGUAACUACUGAUGAUACCUAUUCCUGGAUUGAUAAAGUAAAAGAAGAAUUAAAAGCCGGUCAGAAGCUUGUUCUUUACAAUGAGGAUGAGCCUAUCAAUGGUCUAUUAGGAUUAGUUAAUUGUCUCCGAAGGGAACCAGGUGGCGAAGUUGUCCAUGGCCUUCUCAUUGCGGAUCCUUCAGCACCAUCAUUUAACCCAGAUUUGGAAUUUUACGAGGAGCAGCUAGACAAAGAUUUGGCUCUAAAUGUUUAUCAAGAUGGUCAAUGGGGCACAUACCGUCAUUUACUCCUAGGAGAUCUGGAUGUAGUGAACGCUCACCACGCCUUCGUCAACACUACAACUAUUGGUGACUUGUCCACCCUUAAGUGGCUUGAAGGACCAAUCAGGGAGGACACAGUGUUUAAGGAUCCAUACAGCAUUCUCAUACAUGUAUAUUGUGCUGCAUUGAACUUCCGUGAUGUCAUGACAGCCAUGGGUAGAGUAACAGUGGAUGCUGUAGCGAGAGGAAGGUUGGCGCAAGAAUGUGUACAGGGCUUUGAAGUCGUGGGAAGAACUUGCAAUGGCUCGAGAGUUAUGGCCAUGGUAAGAAACAGCGGUAUGGCAAACAUGAUAGAAGGAGACAAGGCUCUGAUGUGGAAUAUUCCCGAUGAAUGGACCUUCGAAGAAGCAGCUUCUGUGCCUGUUGCAUACGGAACUGUAUACUAUGCUAUGGUAAUGGUGGCCCGGGUGCAACGCGGAGAAUCAGUUUUGAUUCACGCUGGAUCUGGUGGUGUUGGUCAAGCAGCUAUUAACGUGGCCCUUCAUUAUGGAUGUGAAGUUUUCACUACUGUGGGAACUCCAGAAAAACGGGCGUUCAUCAAGAAACUUUUCCCACAGCUUAAAGAUAGUCAUAUCGGCAAUUCUCGUGACACAUCCUUCGAAGACAUGAUCCGAAAAGAAACGAAAGGCAAGGGUGUCGACAUCGUACUCAAUUCUUUAGCAGAUGAGAAGUUACAGGCGUCAGUCCGUUGUCUCGGGUACCGUGGUCGGUUCCUCGAGAUCGGCAAGUUCGAUAUCAGCAACAAUACUCCCAUCGGCAUGUACUUCUUCUUGAAAGAGACCUCGUUCCACGGCAUUAUGUUGGACUUUAUCUUCGAUCAUAGUUAUGAGUUCAGAAAGAGCCUACAAGAUUUGCUGCUCAGUGGCAUUGAAAGCGGUGCUGUACGACCACUUACUUACUGUACUUUUGAAAAGAACGAGAUAGAGGCUGCAUUCAGAUAUAUGGCGGCUGGAAAACAUAUUGGAAAGGUUAUUAUUAAAAUCCGAGAUGAAGAAAGGUCACAUCGCCCUGUGAAACCAGUAACAUUAAGAAUACCAGCAACUCCUCGUUACAUGUGUAUGGAUGACAACGUCUACGUAGUUGUUGGUGGUCUUGGAGGUUUCGGUCUGGAGUUAACGGACUGGCUUAUAUUGCGCGGUGCCAGACGUGUACUGCUCACAUCCAGACGAGGAGUCAGUAAUGGAUACCAGGCCUCUCGAUUAAGGACUUGGGCUCAAUAUAAGGCAGAUGUGCAAGUCUCAACUCACGAUAUUACAACUGAAGAAGGUUGUCAAAAGAUGUUGGAAAUGGCCAACUCUAUGGGUAAAGUCGAGGCUAUAUUUAAUUUGGCCGUCAUCUUGAAGGAUUCCAUCUUCCAAAACCAAACCCCUGAGACAUUCAAGAUAUCAUUCGGGCCAAAAGCUAGAGCUACCAUGAAUUUGGAUAAACUGUCCAGAAAACUGUGUCCUGAUCUUAAGGACUUUGUAAUAUUCUCAUCUGUAUCCUGCGGUCGUGGAAACGCCGGGCAAACAAACUAUGGAUACUCAAACUCAGUUAUGGAACGUAUCUGCGAGUGGCGACACAAGCUUGGUCUUCCUGCGUUGGCUGUGCAAUGGGGCGCUGUGGGAGAUGUCGGUUUGGUAGCGGAUAUGCAAGAUGAAGAUGUUCAACUAGAAAUCGGUGGUACCUUGCAACAGAGAAUUUCCUCCUGCCUUCUAUCUUUAGACAAAUUCUUAAAACAAGAUGCAGUCAUAGUAUCCUCGAUAGUUGUGGCUGAGAAGAAGGCCGGUGGUUCUGGUUGUGGCAACAUCGUCGAUGCUGUGGCACAAAUUAUGGGUAUCAAGGAUCUGAAGACUGUAUCUCAACAAGUCUCCCUCGCUGAAUUGGGAAUGGACAGUAUGAUGGCUGUUGAGAUUAAGCAAACACUGGAAAGAGAAUUUGAGAUAUUCCUUACGGCCCAAGACAUCAGAACAUUGACAUUUGCAAGAUUAGUGGAACUGACGGCAAUACGAGAGGCAGCAGCAUCUACAUCGGCCACAGCUAGAUCUCAUACAUCUGAUGUAACAGCCGGUCUGCGAACCUUCAUAAGGAAUUUCGGAAACGAAAACCUGGCCACAGAACCUUUCAUUUAUAUGCCUACGAUGGUCAGCGAUGGAACAGAGACGGAUGUUUCAGUUCACGAAGACGAAGCGGUUAUGUUCAUGCUGCCAGGUCUGGAGGGUUGUGCUGCGGGAAUGGCACCUCUUUGUAAACGUCUUAAGAUUAAGAUUUGUGUCCUGCAAUUCGGUGCUGAAAAUGGCAAUGAUACUUUAGAUGAUUUGGUUAAUAAUCUACAUCAGACAAUAAGAUCACGUCUGAUCCACGGAAAACCUUACAUCCUUCUUGGAUACAGUUUUGGAACUCUUCCCUUGUUUAAGUUAGCAAACAUUUUAGAAAGCGAAGGACACUCUGGAACAGUGUUUUGCAUAGACGGCAGCCCUGAAUUCCUCUCCACCACGAUUUCGAGCAUUGCAGAAUUUAGAAAUGACAAGAUAUUACAGAACAGCCUGAUUUGUUACACCAUAGAUUUAGUUGCUCCUAAUAAUGAUGUAACACUAACAUUGAUGGAAAAACUUCACGAAAUAGAAUCGUAUGAUGAGAGGAUUAACUAUGGUAUAAAAGUUUGUCCAGUUCAACACAGCUAUUCUCACAACUUUAUACGCGCCAUGUCGAAAGCUUGUUACAAUAGAACUAAAAUGAUUUUCGAACAUAACGAAAAUGAUGUUAAGAAAAUCAAUGCUCCUGUCAUACUAUUACGACCCAAAGAAAUUCCCUUACCUCUUGAGGACAAUUAUGGUUUGGACAAAUAUACUGAAGGCCCUGUUACUGUACAUUAUUUGGAAGGAAACCAUGUCAGUAUAAUUGAAAAUAAGGAUUGUGCAAAUAUUAUUAAUAAAAUUAUAGGGGGUCAAGAUAAACUAGAAAAGGAUGCGCCAAACGUGGUUACAAGUAUGAUAGAACAACAAAGAUCAGUUGAAGUUUAG
Messenger RNA from Danaus chrysippus (African queen), 7263 nucleotides. NCBI's taxonomy places the organism in Eukaryota, Metazoa, Arthropoda, Insecta, Lepidoptera, Nymphalidae. The record is from the annotation of a GenBank genome assembly.